Temnothorax curvispinosus is the source of this 1450-nucleotide messenger RNA. Its product is annotated as lipase 3-like. The coding region runs from base 669 to 1442 and encodes 257 amino acids. The transcript has 4 exons. Gene Ontology annotation, biological process: lipid metabolic process. Lineage: Eukaryota; Metazoa; Arthropoda; Insecta; Hymenoptera; Formicidae. The record is from RefSeq and is a predicted model, not a curated record.
CAAGCCCGUGGCACAUAUGUAUAUACAUACACGUGCACACGUCUCGCGUUCGUGUUCGUGCCCGCAGUUGUUUAUUGUUGAUUGUUGUUGGUCGUUGUCGACAGAAGGAUAGAGGACAUUGGAAUUCGUCGGAAUCGUGCGCGCGCAAUAAUUCGUUCCGCUACGUUUUGAAAAAGCGGAGCCUUCAAGCCUCCGCUUUAUCUUCUCCCGUCCGGACUGGACGCGCCGCGCGCCGUUGAGAAAUAGCUCAACGUCGAGUCGUCGAUUUCAGAAGAUCUCACGCGGAAGGAAAAACACAGAGGAGCCUUUCACGCGCGCGGGCCGCGGCGUAGACUCGGGACUCGGAGUCGGAGACCCUUCCCUUCGGUUCUGCGCCCGUCACCGCACACGAUUUCGCGGGGUCGCACUUUCUCGCAAACCACUCUCGGAGUCGCGCGUCGUGCGAGCCGUGCCUCGAAGGAACUUGAAACUGAAAUAAAGGAAUUUGUACGAGAGCUAGAGAAAGAGUGAAAGGCGAGGAGAAGCGAGAGAAAUAGGCGACGUCCUUCCGCAAAAUAAUUCGCAGAAAGAUAUCGCUAGUGAACUUUACGUCGCGUCGUACGCGUCGUACGCAACACGCACUGAACUGCUGAUAAGCCGACACCAGAGCGUCGAGCGUCCAGAGCAACAUGGGCAACGCGACCGACGCAACGAUUCAGGAUGAGGCUCACACAACGCCUGAACUGAUCAAAGCUCAUGGUUACGUGGCCGAGACCCAUCAGAUUUGCACGGAAGACGGUUAUUAUUUAACUAUGCAUCGUGUGCUUUCACCUAACGAUCGAGUAUCAUCAGUGCCAUUAAAUGCUGACACCAUCACCGAUCCGGCUGUUAUUGACAAUAAAAAUAGUGAGGAUCGCAAGUCGAUUUCUCCCGAUUGUCAUCGAAUCUUAGAAACCCUCGGAUGUUGUACCAGUCCAGGCUCUAAAUUGCCAGUUAUUAUAAGUCAUGGAGUAUUAUCGAGUUCCGCAGACUGGGUGCUCCUGGGACCUGACAAGUCCAUCGCAUAUAUUCUUUGCGACAAUGGAUUCGACGUUUGGCUCACAAACGCUCGUGGAAACACCUAUUCCAAAUCUCAUAAACAUUAUUCGAUCAAAGAUAAGGAAUUUUGGAAUUUCAGCUGGCACGAGAUCGGAUAUUAUGAUUUACCAGCGACGAUAGAUUAUAUCUUGGAAAAAACUGGUCAUUCCAAAUUGUAUUAUAUCGGUCACAGUCAAGGUGCAAACGCGUUCUAUGUCAUGGGAAGCGAAAGACCUGAAUAUAACGCUAAAGUCAAAGGAAUGAUAAGUUUGGCACCUGCAGCAUUUUUGGGAAAUCAACGAAGUCCACUUUUGAAGUUUAUCGCCAAAUGUUACAGUAUAAUAGAUGUAAUGCAACGUUUUGCUGUUAAUUUAUUUUCCCGAUAGUUUUUUCA